AUGGCUGAUGAACACACCACCUCCGGUGUUCUCCAGCUCGAUGAGCACCUCAUCGCCCGCAUCCUCCAGCUCGCCCGAGACGACAAUCUUGUCGCUCUGGAGAUCGAGAUCGAAAAGCUUGACAGCCAGAACAAGAUGGACAAUGUCUCACUAGUUACGACCUCCUUGCUCGAUAAGAAUCGACGUACCAUUCUGCAUCUCGCCUCACAGGGCGCUGUCACGAAUGUCGUGAAAUAUAUCACCUCGACGAGUAUAUUUCCCAAGCACGGCAGCACGAAAGCUCUAGCCGCUUUCCUCAACCAGGAGGACAAUACUGGAGAGACGGCAUUUCACGUAGCUGUUCGCACAGGCCAGAUUGGCUUGUUGGCAAUCUUGACGAACCAAGGUGCUGCCAUGGAUACGACGGAUAAUUUAUAA
Anthostomella pinea is the source of this 417-nucleotide messenger RNA. Lineage: Eukaryota; Fungi; Ascomycota; Sordariomycetes; Xylariales; Xylariaceae. The record is from the annotation of a GenBank genome assembly.